ACGAACGAGCGAGCGAGCGACGGUGAUCCGUUAUCAAAACCCGGCGGGAGGAUUUUUUGAGGAUGAUCGGAAGGCGUGCUGGAACUAACCGAGUCGGCGCGAGGAGGGACGACUCGCUUCUAACUCGGUUCGUUGACUCAGUGUUUUCUCUAUUCCGACUAGCUGAGUUUGAGAUCCUGUUUGUGCUAUUCUUCGUUAUAGCUUACGUCAUCUUCAAGGAUUUGACGGCGAGGCCCGAGUACAAUCGGAUUCUUGUUGAGAAACCCGGUGGAUCUGACAUCUGGCCGUUCUAAUUGAUUACAACACAUUCACUGUAUUGCUUAGUAAAUGUCACUUUUUUUUCUUUUCAAUUUCUCAAUGUAAUUCUCCUUCCAUGGUUUUUAAUUAAUGCUUCGGGUUCGUUAAGUUAGUUUUGGUUUUUAGUGAUAAGAUCUGUUAUGCUUGGCACUUGGCAUGGGCCAUGUUCAUAUGAGAAUCUCAAGAAUAUAAAUUUGUAGAAUUUAGCAUGUUUAUUUCAGAAUUUCAGCUAAUUACGAUCUAUAAUUUCCUCUAUAUUUCACUCUGUAAAAUAAGUUACUCUGUUAUUGAAAAUUUAAUGUGUUUUUG
This is a messenger RNA of Eruca vesicaria subsp. sativa (arugula), 606 nucleotides long. The record is from the annotation of a GenBank genome assembly. Lineage: Eukaryota; Viridiplantae; Streptophyta; Magnoliopsida; Brassicales; Brassicaceae.